UGACUGCUAUCUAUAAUGGGAGUUUUGCCAUAUUUCUUGUAUGCCUUUCCAACUUUGUCCAUUGCAAUGCAGUUCUUCAUGACAGAACCUUUAGCUUGCGAACCUUCCGACCUCCCAAAAUAUCCUCCCAGUAAGGAGAUGGAUGCUAGAAGACGAGAUGAUGAAGCUCGGAGACUAAAAGCAGCUAGUAAAGCCCAGGGAGAUGGAACGAAAAAAACACGCACACGUUUUCGGGCUAUUCCAGCUCCUGAAGCCAAUGCCGAAAUACAAACUAAUAUCGACAGAAGGCGCAUAAUUACACAUGCAAAUGCAAAGAGCAAAAGUGAAAAGUUCCCCCCACCACACCAGGAUGGAGAGCUUGGCUAUACGCUAGGACAUUCACGUCAUAUCGACCCAUCCCGUGUUCCUUCCGACGUACCAUUCAGCUCGACGACGCUUUUCACUUUUUCUAAGGAGCCACUCCAAGCCUGGUCUGGUCCACUAGUCCCUGGCUCUGGCACUGAUGCUCCUACUAGAUACAAGAAGCAUGUAGGAGGUAAAGGCAAGAGAAUCAUGGUCUGAACUUUUGACAAGAUUGUGGUUUUACUGCCUGUUUGCUGAUAGCACUAUCAUCAAAUGAUUCCCAUUGUUCAUCCAAAUUGGUAAUCAACCAGCCUGGUCUACUCUCAGCUUAGAAGAUCAUGAAGUAAGAUCUGAGAGGUCGAGCGGCAUCGAUUUUUUGGUAUUCAUGGUAUUCGUAGCUGCAUCAACCAAAUUUCUCCGCUCGAAAAGUGAUGAGAAAUUUAACAAAGUUAUGUAUAUGUUGAUUUGUUGUAUUCCCAAUUUUCCUUGUUGAAGUUAUAGUGAGACAUUCUACAGAUAGUGACCAAUAGAGUAAAAAAAAUAUCAUUCUUGGCCUUUGAAUA
This is a messenger RNA of Cucurbita pepo subsp. pepo (vegetable marrow), 905 nucleotides long. NCBI's taxonomy places the organism in Eukaryota, Viridiplantae, Streptophyta, Magnoliopsida, Cucurbitales, Cucurbitaceae. The record is from RefSeq and is a predicted model, not a curated record.